AUCACCACUUCGACAAAGUAAGUAUCUGUCUCGGCAUCAGCCUCGCUGCACUUGUAGUAUUUGAUAGAUCUUGUAGCUUACUCUUUCUGCUGGUGCAUACCGACAGACAUACCUACGGCCAGAAAUACCUUCCUUAUUAUUUUAUCAACAAAUUGAUUGUCUUUGUCAUUAUGGCGUCUGGCUCGAAUUCCUAUGGCAUUCGCAAUGCCAACGCGGACAACAUUUCUUCCUCCGUCGCGACUAAUCCCAAUGCGCAUAAUUACGAUAGCGAGAGAAACACGCCCUCCUAUUCGACAUACACGACAAGCAGUGGCUACGGCUGGCGUAGCGAGUACACAAGGUACGACAGGAACGGUGGAGCUGGAGGUGCUCCUCCCGGUGCCGCACCAGCUGGGAGUGGUGGAGCGCAGAAUACGCAGGGAACAGGAACGAGUGACUGGAACUCCGGCACCUCGGGCUGGCGAGACUACGGCGAUGGGACGAGCCAGGCGACGUACUACGGGGAUUCAUCUUCGCUCUAUGGGACGCACCAGGACCGCCAGCAGCAAAAUUUUCAGCAGAAUUCUUGGCAAACUCAGGCACAGGAUGCAGGUUCGUGGAAUAAUAAUGACACGGACACUCAAGAAAAUUCAAAGUCCUGGACGUACUGGAACCCGAACUGGAACAACUGGUGGCAGAAAAACUCGGAUAACACCUCCGCGGCCACAGCCGCUGGAAGCUCAAGCGGCGGGUGGACCGAGUCAGGCGAAAGAAAUGAGAGUGGUAAUGGGCAGACAAGGAACGAAGUCGAAGAUUCUAAUCAUGGGUACAACUACGGCCAGGAACAUCAUCAACAGAGUGCGGGGACGGGGAGCUCCCGUGCUCCAGACGAUGGAGACAGAGCAUGGCAAGAUACAACUUCGUCGCCUUGGUGGGCUGAGAACGCCUCGGACCCCAACAGCCGCGACGCCUCGUCCGAAAGUAGAUGGCACGACAGCCCGCAGGGCGGUGGAGAAGCAGCUGGAGGUCGCAGCCAGGGGCGACAGGAAGAUAUUGCCGGUGAAAAUGUCAACAACACCACGACCCGAUCGUCCGACAAAGGUAAAGGAGGAGGAGGAGGACGGAACAUACAAGCCCUCUCCAAAAAGGACGCUCUAGCAGUGAAGCGCAACGAAACGCAAGCCGCGAGAGCGAAGCUUGGCACCGAAUUGAUGGAGUACGCGAUAGGUGAUCUAAACCGUGCCCUUCGCCGAGAGAAGCGCAUCGCUCGCGACGAAAAAGGGAUGUGGGUCCUGAGCUGCGAUCUGCCGAAGCGACAGUUUGGCAGUUGGCAAGGCCCCCCGAGGCCGCCGACGCGGCAGGAGUUGAAACAACUGAUGCAGGAAAACACGCGAUUCGAGCAAAAGCGGUACGAGCUCUACGAGUGGGACAAAACCGGAAAUCAGAUGCAGGGAGAUUGGGUACAGAAAAUUUACUCACUUUUGUAUAGGAACUGAUUGUGAUUGCGCAUGCGCACUAGCUACAAUUUGCAUUUUGUUUUGCUCUGAUUUUGGUCACUGCUUUCUUUGCGUUCAUUUGUAGUGCCUCGACUGUGCCUACCUCACUUUGCACAAUGACCCGCAUAAACACGAUAGAUUCUGACGCACCAAACAAGGCAUUUUCACUCUGAAAACGAUAAAUCGCAUACUAGUGCUGGAUCCGUGCGACGCACAAAGUGGAUGUGAAAUCUCGAGUAGACGAGCGAUCGAAGGGCAAGGGCAAGAAGGGCAAAGACGCUCGCGAUUGGAGCGGGUCGGCCAACUCUCCCGGAAUCACGAGUACUUCUCCGUCGGACAAAGGACGCAAGGGUCACCAGCGUCGCCGGGACCGGCAAGAAAAUCUUGAUGCUUCAUACCUCGAGCACAAGACACCGGACUUCGUGUUUUGGGAACCGCUUCUCCGCACUCGCGGACUGCUGGACGAAUUUCUCGGGAACAAGACCUGUUCAACGACUACUUGGGCGUCGAAUGCUUCUCCCGAUGCCGAGUCUGCUGGCGGUGGUAGUGGUAGUGCUAAUGGUAGUGCUAUUUUUGGUGGAGCAGCACCUUCUUCCUCCUCGUGUGGUCCUCCAAAACCAAACGCACAACAGCACCGCGAUGACAGCAGUCACACUGCGUUCGCGUUUGAUGCGGCGACGGUAGGAGGGAGUGCCACCGAUCAAGAAAACCAAAGUAGAUGGAACAACGGCGCACCGCAGCCGCAGUGGACUUCUUCGGCAUCUUCACGGGAACAAGAACAGACCCCCGCACCGCCACCUGCAGUGAACGUGCCACAAAUUCAACGCCAACCGGGGCAAUCUUCGAGCUCUAAGGCACCAACCCCGGCGGAAGAAUACUACAUCGGGACACCGGCGCCGGCAGAGCCGGAUGACGCGUACUCUGCCCACUACGACGAGAACGCGACCACCCGUGGCGGUCGAGGCGCGGGAAGGUCCGACGCUCCUGCUCAUCCGCAAUCCCCACAUAAAUCCGCACCGGGACGCAUGGGACCGGCGUCCACCCAGCCCCUCGAUUCAUCACAUGUAAUUACGUCCUCCGGCAAGAGCCUGGAUUCUGUAAAGGCCGUUGCGGGCGGCAGUCCAGAUUUAGUGGCCCACGCGGCCACACCGGAUUUGUCGUACGACAGAGCAUCAAGCACAAGUCGCAAAUCCUACCCCUACGACCGCUACAACAGGUCCGCUUACCGUUACCCACCUCCAGCGGACUGUGUGAGGAUGCUUCUGUCCGGCUGCAAAAAAAACGAAUACGCUUACGCUGCGUGGCAAGAAUGCAAUGAGCACGGAGAAUUCAUGAAAGAAGAGCAUGGUAGGAUGAGACAAAGUGAUGCCUCUGAGUCAGGUACAUGUAUUUCGGGCGCUGCUCGUCGCGGCAAUGUGGAACGCGAGGAUAAUGAGAAUCAAGACGAAACGAAAUCGCAAGCGAAGAGCAAGAAGGUGCUGAAAGUUUACCCUAAUGGCAAAGAUGAUGACGAAGAUCAAGACUUCAUCACAAUCAAAUGGAACGGCAAGAAACACAGCGGAAGAGUCACACCGUAUACCGACAGUGCUGGAACGAAAAGUGACCGACUUGCGUUGAAACUUGACGGCGCAUGGUGGUAUUGUCACGGGUACGAGAAAAGAACGGCUGAAAGCAGCAAGCGAGGACCGGAACACUUCUGGUUGGUAGGCUUCAAUGAUUCCAGCGGGGCGACGAGAUUUUUUCGAGAUGAACCCAAACCACCGAAAUCCACGCCAAGCUCGACGAAAAAAUCAAAAAAGGAGAAGAAAAGCAAACGCGUCGAGGCAUGAAGAUUGACAUUGAUACAUUUGUCUUUGUGCGGCCGAUAGGCGAUAGCGAUGGGGAUGGCAAUACAGAUCCGAACUACAAUAUGACGAAAUCACAGGACGAGGAGAAGCCAUCUAAUCUUUACACCCCAUUCAGUUUCCGAAUCAAUAACGCAUAUUCGAAUUGAACAAAAACAGAAACGCAGAUCGUAAACACAACCACUCUACGCAGAUCGAUGAAUCACAUUUGAAUUAUAC
Molecule: messenger RNA, 3538 nt
Organism: Amoebophrya sp. A120
Lineage: Eukaryota; Dinophyceae; Syndiniales; Amoebophryaceae
Source: the annotation of a GenBank genome assembly